Penicillium vulpinum is the source of this 2493-nucleotide messenger RNA. RefSeq lists its product as uncharacterized. The transcript is spliced from 4 exons. Lineage: Eukaryota; Fungi; Ascomycota; Eurotiomycetes; Eurotiales; Aspergillaceae. The record is from RefSeq and is a predicted model, not a curated record. The coding region runs from base 1 to 2493 and encodes 830 amino acids.
AUGCUAUUCCGCUUCUCCAAAGCCUGGAAGACUAAUCGCGUGCCUCCGUCCAAAUUCCCCAGAUAUUCUCGAGGACGGAACUCUACCCAACCCCUACACAUCGAUACCGCCGCCUCCCGCCAAGGCUCCGCCUCGUACUUGAGAUCUGUGCUUGAGGACAACGACGACGACGAUAGUCCUGACUACUUUGACGAAGAAUACGCACACCAUCCUCAACUCCCCCCUCCAACGAAACGAUUGUCACGCCGGGCAACGAGUAUGGCAUUACAUAUGCCUAUGAAUAGACCACCUCCACUACAUAUUGACGUGGAUCCGCGCUCGAUGUCAAUGUCAAUGGGUGCGGGAGAUCCAAGACAACCGAAAACAUCCGGCAAGAUCAGCUCCUUUUUCGGAUGGAAGGCGAAUAAUAAUACAGUUACAUCCCCUGGAGGCGAUUCAUCGAGCACCGAGAUCUCCGACUCCGGUCGAUCAGCAAUGCCUUCCCCCAUGCCACCAUUAGCGAAUGUCCCUUUUAGACCCGGCUCUCCAUACGAUAGCAAGACCAAUGGAUAUAAUCCUCCAGCGCGGACUCCUUCACUGGGGGCUUCAAGUUCAAAGGAAAAUAUAUUUCUAUCUAAGAUGACAGAAAUUGAGAAUGAAUUACGAGAGAUAAGCUCUGAAUUGGCAGGAUCUAUCCGCCGAGAAAUGGAUCUGGAGGAUCUAGUUGAACGGCUGCAAUCAGAAGGCCCGGACGUCAAUCGACGGACUAGUGAUUAUUUCUCAGACUCGGGUACUAGCUCUGUUCGCUAUGCCUCAGAUUCUGGGAAGAGCGAAGAUAUCGAAAAGAUUCGCCGCGCUGCAGAGCAAGAACGGGCACAGCUCAAGGUCGAAUUAUCGCAGAAGUUACAGGAGGAACGGUUUCAGCGGUUGGCAUCAGAGUCGCAUGUCCAAAUCUUAGAAUCUCAAGUUCAACAGCUCCGACGCGAGAGAACGGAUACGUCUGAUCUAUCGUCGAAAACUAAGGAACUCGAGACCGCUCUCGAAAAUACCAAGCGAAAGCUGCUCGAAGAGCGGCAAUCCAAAGAUAACUUUGAGGACUUGCUCACCGCCAUGCGAGUAGAGUUGGAACAAUUGCGUAAUGAUCGAGAUCAACUUCGAGAUGGCAAUAAUCUCGCGGAGGAAAUUGAAGCUUUAAAAAUUGAAAAUGCCUCUUUAGCUCAGCUACAGGGUGGCCGAUUCGCUUCAAUUGCCGAGGAAGGUAGUUCACCCAGAAACUCUUCAUUUGGAAUAGCACGAUCGGGUUCCAUUGCACGCAAGCCCAGUGGCUUAGCUCGCUCGGGCUCCCUUUCUCGGUCGAACUCAGUCAGCAACAAUAACAGCGGUGGUAAAUCACCAGAAACUCGUGAAUCGUUGGUUGAUAAGGUCCACGAUAUCGAGGUUCAACGCGAUGCCCUCCACCGGACAUUGAGAAAUCUUCUUGCUCGCCAGGCAUACCAGGCCCGUGACUACGAUAAGCGUAUUCGUAUGCUUGAAAUGGAGCUUGCUCGAGCCCAGCAAUCGGGUCAGCCCCGGAAAUUGGGCUAUGAGAGAGAUGUGCACAACCUGCGCGAUGAGGUAAAUCAUCUCCGCAUGCGCGCUGAGGAUGCCCUAGAUGGAAAGUGGCAGUGCGAGAAGAACCUCGCUGGUCUCAAGAUGGAUUUGGAUCGUGCCGAGCAGGAGACCAGCUCUCUCCGCGCACUUCUUCUGGAGGACACUGCCGCUGGUGCAGAGUUGAUGACCGAUCAAGAAGGCUUUGCUGAGGUCGUCACCACAUCCUCUUCCCUGAAAUCUACGUUCCAGCAAUUACAGGCGGAUCGAGCUGAGGCUGAAGCGCAUGUUGUGGAUUCAGAAGAGCUUGCUUCCUCCCUUCUCCGGACUGAGGCACUGGGCAGCAAAGUCCAUUACCAGCUUCAGAUCAACACCUCUCUUCAUGCUCGUCUAGCAGCGGCCAUUGACAAGGGUGACAAAGAUCACCAGAUCUCGGUUCAACGGAUUAAUAUUCUGCAAAACAACAUGAGGGAGCUGGAGGAUGUUCUUUUGGUUGCGCAAAACCACUCGGAAGAAGAGAUUGCCAAGCAUGAGGAGGAGAUCCGUUUGCUCAGGGAAAGCCAGAAUGCCCAGCUCACGCGGAUGAUGAAUGGCGCUCGCAACCCAGCCGUUCUCUCCCCGCGGCCGCCGAGUGCACCAUUCGAUUCUCGCUCGCCACGUUUGGACCAGACCACAAGCGGCGAGGGUGUACCCUUGACCGAGGUUGUCCAGUCCGACAUCCUCGAACGACGAGUCAAAGAUCUCGAGAAGCUCCUCCGCGAUGCGGAUAUGGAGAUGGAGCAAGUUGUUGGACGGAUGAACCGCACGCAGCUCGAUGUGGCUCAGCUUCAAACUGACAGAGACGACGCUCUCCGCCAAACCCGCCAACUCCAGAUCGAGAUCCAAGCUGAGCGUGAUGCCCUGAGGGGACUCAUCAACGCCAUGUAA